AUGUCCAGCGCGGUGAGGAUGCGUGUCCGAACGCGGAGCAGCGGCUCUGCUAGGGCAAUCAGUGCGACAGCGAGGGAUAAAAGAGUUGUCGGGGCGAGUAGCAGUGGGCCGGUGCGUAGUUUUGAGGAAAUCCCUCACACUGGUAGGAAUAGAUGGCUCAACUUGCUCACCUUCUGGAGGGAAGAUCGCUUCAAGCAACUCCACAAGCACAUGGAGAGCUCUUUCAGUACCCUCGGACCCAUAUACAGGGAGCAUGUGGGCCCCCAAAGCAGCGUGAACAUUAUCAUGCCGCGUGACAUCGCCGAGUUGUUCCGCCACGAAGGCUGCAACCCGGAACGGCUGGCCAUUCAACCGUGGGCCAAGCACCGCGAGACCCGUGGACAUACGAAAGGAAUCUUCCUAAAGAACGGUGCCGAGUGGCGAGCCGACCGUAUGCUGCUCAACAAGGAGGUUAUGUUGAAAGCGGCCUUCCAGCAGUUCCUGCCCCACUUGGACGAAGUAGCGAGGGAUUUCUGCCGGGUAACCCAGGCCAGGAUAGAAAGCCAGGGGCAAAGCAGCCUGACCUUUAACCCCGGUCCAGACCUCUUCGCUUUUGCACUGGAAGCGAUCUGCUACAUUCUAUACGGAGAGCGCAUCGGUCUCUUCUCAUCAAAGCCCUCCGCCGAGUCCCGAAGGUUUAUUUGGGGGGUGGAAAGAAUGCUGGCCACCACUGUGCCACUCCUUUACUUGCCCUCGCCCCUGAUGGAGCGUCUCGGUGCCUCCUUGUGGACCCAGCACGUCACUGCGUGGGACCACAUAUUCACCCACGCUGAAUCAAGGAUCAAGACUGCUUUCCAACGCAUGUCCUCCAGACCUACUUCGUGCUCUCAUAAAGGCGAGUUCUCUGGAGUUCUGGGCCAGCUCCUGGAGAAAGGGCAGUUAUCCCACGAGGCCAUUACGGCCAACAUCAUUGAACUAAUGGCUGGAGGAGUGGACACAACGGCGAUACCAUUGCAGUUUGGUUUGUUCGAGCUGGCUCGUAACCCUGCCGUGCAGGAGAACGUAAGGCAGCAGGUGACCGAGUCUGUGGAAAGGGCCAACGGGGACCCUCAAAAAGCUUUAGAGGGGGCUCCGCUCCUGAAAUGCGUACUAAAGGAGAUUCUCAGGCUGUAUCCGGUGGGCAUCUCAGUUCAGCGCUACCCAGUAAAAGACAUAGUUCUGCAGAAUUACAACAUUCCUGCAGGGACCUUGGUCCAGGCAUGUCUUUACCCCAUGGGGAGGAGUGACAAGAUCUACGACAACCCGCUCAAUUUUGACCCGGGUCGGUGGUCCCGCAGUCGGGUGGAUACGUCCCAGACCUGGUCCACGUUCCGCUCGCUGGCAUUUGGUUUCGGGCCCAGACAAUGCAUUGGCCGCAGGAUCGCUGAGAACGAGAUUCAGCUCUUGCUCAUGCACAUCCUGCUUAAUUUUCACCUCAGCGUGUCAUCUUCUCGAGACCUCGACACCAAGUUUGCGCUCAUCCUGCAGCCUGAGUCGCCACCAAGGAUCACCUUUAGAAAGCUCUGA
Molecule: messenger RNA, 1545 nt
Organism: Nerophis lumbriciformis (worm pipefish)
Lineage: Eukaryota; Metazoa; Chordata; Actinopteri; Syngnathiformes; Syngnathidae
Source: RefSeq, a predicted model, not a curated record